Nilaparvata lugens (brown planthopper) is the source of this 4944-nucleotide messenger RNA. It is a transcript of the gene TfIIS, whose product is annotated as transcription elongation factor S-II. Gene Ontology annotation, molecular function: zinc ion binding; nucleic acid binding. The coding region runs from base 164 to 1054 and encodes 296 amino acids. The transcript is spliced from 6 exons. The record is from RefSeq and is a predicted model, not a curated record. Gene Ontology annotation, biological process: DNA-templated transcription; transcription elongation by RNA polymerase II. Gene Ontology annotation, cellular component: nucleus. NCBI's taxonomy places the organism in Eukaryota, Metazoa, Arthropoda, Insecta, Hemiptera, Delphacidae.
UCUGAGUUCGGUUUUCAGACGCGAAAUGCGUACCGUUGUCGGUGGUUUGUCGUCCAUCGUUGCUGAAAAUCCAGUAAAAUUUCUAACAAUCUAGAGGCUGUUCUUACUUCAUUUUAACGUUUGUUAUUUUCUGUGUAGAUUGUCCUUUCAGUAAUUUUUCAAAAUGAAUGUUGAAGAAGAAGUAAUGAAGAUACAGAAAAAACUGACCAAAAUGACUUCCGAAGAUGGAUCAGGGCAAGAGCAGGCUUUAGACUUGCUGAAGGCUCUGCAGAACUUACCGGUCAAUUUGGAAAUUUUGACAAAGACAAGAAUUGGAAUGACUGUCAAUGCUCUUAGAAAGUCUAGUACAGAUGAAGAAGUGAUCAGUUUAUCUAAGACACUCAUCAAGAAUUGGAAAAAGUUUCUCGCUGGUCCCAAUGCUUCAAAAGAUACACCAGCCAGUGGCUCGAAAAAGCCAAAGGAAAAGGAAGAAAAACCUAAGGAAAAAGAAGAAAAAGAGAGCAAAGAGAAGGAUAAAAAGAUGCAAUCUUCGUUCCCACCAGCAAAUACCACAGAUGCAGUUCGUCUAAAAUGCAGAGAACUCCUUGCUAACGCAAUUCGAACUGAUCAAACACCUGCAAGUUUGGAAGGCUGUGCAAGUCCCGAAGAGUUGGCUGAAGAACUGGAGGAGGCGAUCUAUCAUGAAUUCCGCAACACGGACAACCGCUACAAGAAUAGGGUUAGAAGCAGAGUUGCCAACUUGAAAGACUCGAAAAAUCCUCAACUUCGGACGAAUUUCUUAAUUGGAGCUCUUGCAGCAUCAAGACUUGCUGUUAUGACUGCUGAGGAAAUGGCAAGUGAUGAAAUGAAGGCGAUUAGAAAUAAGUUCAUGAAAGAAGCAAUUGAUGAUGCUCAAUUGGCCACAGUCCAAGGAACCAAGACUGAUCUACUCAAAUGUGGAAAAUGCAAAAAGAGGAAUUGCACAUACAACCAGGUGCAGACAAGAAGUGCUGAUGAACCUAUGACAACAUUUGUUUUGUGCAAUGAGUGUGGCAACAGGUGGAAGUUCUGCUGAAUUGCAGCGAUUGUCAGGUGUGCUACGCUCCUCUUAUGAGUCAGUCAACCUCCAUCCUUGUAAAUAUUCAAUUGGAUCUUUGUGAGUGUACAUUUUUCAAUGAACUUGGAUUCUUGCAACGUUUUAGGAUUAUCUCAAUGUCUCUGCUAAUAGUUAGUGGGAUUUAUUUUAGAAUUUGAUUUAACAUUACGAUGUUUGCUAUCAAAGCAGGUUAAUUUGGAAUAUCACCGAUAGUUGAUGUGAAAUCCUCUUGAAAAGUUGUAUCAAAUUUUAUUUUAGUUGUCGAGCCAAGUAAGCUCUCAGUUGAAUGAACUUGGUAAUCAGUUUUUUGCAUGACUAGGUAAUUGUAAUUUACUCUUGCAUACGUAACUCUGUAUUUACAUAACAUGAUCGUUCAUGUGUGGUAAGAUGAUUUAUUGAUCAUUUGAGAUUAAGACCCAUGAUAAAGUCUGUUUCCAACUAUCUGAAAUGUGUUCAUUUUAUUUUUUGAUUUUAUUCAUUGUUUUAAUUCAAUUUGAAUCAAUAAAUUAGAAUUUGUUAUCAUUGAACAUUUAAUUACAAUAGGUUAUAAGACUUGAAGUCAACUGGAAAUGUAUAAUAAGCACAAUAUUUGUAAAAUUAUUUGUUUUCCCAAACAAACAGUCAUCAAUGUUAGUAUUGAAUGAUAGUAGAGAUUAAUCUAGUGGAUUUCACCAACAACUGGAUUCCGUGUCCAAAGCAUCUUAAUGAAAUUAAACUCAUUUCAAGUUGCACCUAUAAUAUUAUAAUCGUUUUAUAUUUUUUUUAGUUUCACAUUGAAGGAAACUGUAUUUCAUUUUAAUCGAAAUAGGAAUUGAUGUUACCUUCAUGAGUAAGGUCAUGAAUAAACAAUUGAGUAUUUAUUAUAUAAGUUCUCAUUAUAAUUUUUAUUGAUUUUAUUAAUCUUCCUUCUUAUGUUAAUAAUUAUUUUGAGAAAAUAUUUAUCCAACUUAUUGAGCAUCUUAUUCAAGUUGUUUAUGCUGGAUACAUAUUUCCGGGGAAGAGCGGUCACCCAAGUCGUUUUUGUGAUUGUUUACACGGCUGUUUAUUUGUGUGAGUGUCAUUGUACUGUUUAGUUUCUGAACGAGAAAUCUGUCCGACUUUGAGUCUAAUGGACCAACAAAAGUGCCGCAUUACUUUCAAUAUUGCUUUCAUUGUCCAUUUUUUCAAACAAUAAGUCUAGAAUUUUUAUAUUUUUGAUUUUUUAAAAUGAUGUCAUUGUACUCGCUGAACAGAUUUGGAAUUGUUCUUAUUUCUCCAAAUUUGAGGUUUUUACAAUAUCAUGUGUUAUUUUAAUGUUAAUCAAUCCCCUCAAUUUUGGGUAUUUUGUUUCUAAUCUGUCUUAUCUAAUUUGUUGACAUGUAGUACCAUACAGCAAACUAUGGGUCGCUAGAAACGAAUUUGAAAUCAGAAAUUUUCCAUCACGUGAAAAGGUCAAGUUCCCCUAUCCACUGAAUAUUGUAGAAUAAGCAUUUUUUUAACGAGUGGCUGUUGUACAAUUAUUAUAAUUGUCCAUUAAUUAUUUUCUCCGGCCUAGCCUCUACAUCAGCAUUUUGAUCAACAAUCACACAAACUACUUUGUUCCCGUACAAAAGUUCCACAUGUUGAGUCUAAUUUAGACAGUUUUCUGAAAGCCCAACAUGAUCUUCAAUCGUUAUAAAUUGGAGGGAAUGAAAUCUGAUAUAUAAAUAAUAUUAUAUUAUUGAAAUAUUACCUUAUUUCCCAUCACUGAUCAUAAUAUCUUGAUUUGUAAUCUACAUUAAUUAUAUUGUUUGAAAUAUCUUAUUUCUCAUUGCCAUCUGGUACUAAAGUCAGGUAUGUCAAAACAGAUGACAAGUCACGAUUAUAAUAAUUAUGUUGCGGCAUUGCCGGCAUAAACCAAACUACUUUAGUCUAGUUGGUUUUCAGCCUUCACAAGUCAGUGAAUUUGGUAACACUUAAUCAGGAAAGAGAGAUACACUCUUUUCAAUUUUUCCCUGUUACUUGAGAUGCAUGAAUUUGAUACAAAAGUUCUUAGACUUCUCAUCCCCACCGCAUAGACCUAUGAGUUCAUAAACUUAGUCGAACAAAUUAUUAGUCUUUGUCAUCAUUAUUUAAAUUACUGAAGACUGCCAUUUGCAUUGACAUUGUCUGAUAAUGUUGUUUCGAAUAACCAGACAGUUGACUUCCUCAUAUUAAUGCUUCAUCAUUUCUUGUUAAGCGCAGUCUGGCGCAAGCUAUAGCUUGAAUUAAUACAGCUUUUUAUGUUUAUUGUUUUAAUAAUGCAUUCCCCAUCGAAUGAUAACAAUAGUUUACAUUCAACUAAGUAAUAACUGAAUAAUCACUGUACUCAGUUAAUCAUUGACGAGUAAUAAGAUAUAAUACUGUAGUUCACUACUUGCUAUCUUUUCAGAAAGAUUCAAUAAUUUUUUUAUCAGACUUCUACUUGAUAUACUUUUUUGACGAUUCAGAAAUUAUGUGAACAUAAUAUUUUGUAUUUAUAAUGACGACUUUUUCAAACAGAAUUAGAUUAUUUACAUGCGGCUUGUGCCAAAACAAAGGUUAGCGUUUCAUUAUGUGCAGGUUUUAUUAAUGUAUUUUUAAAAAAUUGGAUGAAAUGGAAAGUAUGUGAAAAUGGGAGGAGUUGGAGGAGAUGUCUGGCUUUUCAACGGAACUGCUUAAAUUUGAAUGCUACACAGGGUCAUUUUCAGAGUACCAGUUUAAACGGAAUCUUGUCUUAAAAUUGAUUAAAUGUAUGUCAAGUUUCGUUUUCUAUAAUGUGAUUCAUAUUGAGGUUAUUAAACCACCAGCUGAUUCAAUUUAAUUUAAGCUUUCACUGUGCAAACGGCGCGUAAAGGUAGGCGCACACAGAUCGUCAUCGGACGGACGGCACGCAUCGGACGGAUCAGAAGAUUAGAUUUGAUGCAUUGUUUCCAAUUGGAGAACGCAUACCUAUACGAUGCGGAUAGAUGCAUUGUUUCCAAUUGGAGAACGAAUACCUAUCCGAUGCGGAUAGAUGCAUUGUUUCCAAUUGGAGAACGAAUACCUAUCCGAUGCGGAUAGAUGCAUUGUUUCCAAUUGGAGAACGAAUACCUAUACGAUGCGGAUAGGUAUUCGCACUCCAAUUGAAAACAAUGCAUCAAAUCUAAUCGUUCGAUGCGUGCCACCCGUCCGAUGACGAUCUGUGUGCGUCUACCUUUAAGAAAUGAAAUCUGCUAUGAGCAGAUUUGAACAAAGCAUGCACGCUUUGCAUUUCAUGGGUUCAGGCUAUCAUAAAUUUAAAAUUUUUUCAAUACUGUCACAGCUAUCUUUAGGACCAUCCUAGAAAUGACUGUGAUAAAGUACUUUAGUAUUCAUGGCUCAAGCAUAAAUCUCUUCAGUUGAAUAAUUAAUUUAAUUACCAUGUUUCUUAAUGAUACUUUAUUAUGGAACAAACUUUUAAUAGGUUUGAGCUAGGUUUUAAUUUCUUAUGAAUGGGGUUUUUAGUUAACUGUGGAAACAUUUUUUAGAUUGAUAUCAGGUUUACUAAAUUCUUUUGAAUUGAAUCAACGUUCUUCAUAGACUUGAUAAGUAGGUUUAAUGAUGUAAAAUCAUUAUUGUGAAUUAUUGUAAUGUAGAAUCAAGAGCGGUGUUUCUUUUUUAAACCUAUUUUAUUUUUGGUUAUUCAACAUCAUGUGAAAUAUCUCUGUCUUAAUUAACUUUCUUAUCAAUUUUAGUUAUUAUUUUAAUGAUCGCAGCCUAUUAUAUAGGCUUAAAUUCUAGUGGUUUUGAACCAUCUUAUCAACAUUAUUUAUUGUGAUUCUUCACGUCUCAUAGUUAAGUCUACCUUUUAAUUGACUGUAAUAUUCAAGUAGCCGAUUUUUGGUUGAUUAAAUAGAUUUAACAUGUCUGUA